UCCUCCUCCUCCUCCUCCUCCUCCUCCUCCUCCUCCUCCUCCUCCUCCCCCUCCUCUUCUUCUUUUUCUUCUUCUUCUUCUUCUUCUUCUUCUUCUUCUUCUUCUUCUUCUUCUUCUUCUUCUUCUUCUUCGCCUUCCUCUUCUUCUUCUCUUACUUCAUCUGCCUCCACCUCCUCUUCUUCUUCUUCCUUCUCCCUCUCCUCCACCCUCCCAAGGGUCCGGACGAGAGCCAUGGCCCGCAAGGUUAGGUCAACCCCUUCCUCCUCUUCUUCUUCUUCUUCUUCUUCUUCUUCUUCUUCUUCUUCUUCUUCUUUUUCUUCUUCUUCUUCUUCCUCCUCGUCGUCCCCCUCCCCCUCCCCAUCCUCUUUCCCCUCCCCCUCCCCCUCUGCCUCCUCCUCCUCCUCCUCCUCCUCCUACUCCUCCUCCUCCUCCUCCUCUGCUUCUUCUUCACCUUCUUCGUCUUCGUCUUCUUCUUCUUCUUCUUCUUCUUCUUCUUCAUCUUCUUCAUCUUCUUCUUCUUCUUCUUCUUCUUCUUCUUCUUCUUCUUCUUCUUCUUCUUCUUCUUCUUCUUCUUCUUCUUCUUCUUCUUCUUCUUCUUCACCUCCUUCUUCCUCCUCCUCUUCCUCCCCUUCCUCCUCCCCGUAUUCUUCUUCACCCUCCUCCUCCUCCUCCUCCUCCUCCUCCUCUUCCUCCUCC
Eriocheir sinensis (Chinese mitten crab) is the source of this 696-nucleotide messenger RNA. RefSeq lists its product as uncharacterized. The annotation marks the transcript as partial. NCBI's taxonomy places the organism in Eukaryota, Metazoa, Arthropoda, Malacostraca, Decapoda, Varunidae. The record is from RefSeq and is a predicted model, not a curated record. The transcript is spliced from 2 exons.